GGUUUCUGAGCCAAUGGAAGCCUGCAUACGCCGAGCGUCCUUCCGAAACACGAACGAAGCGACACGAUUAACGGAACCCUAACCCCUCGCUCGAGGAAACGGUCUCAAAAUGUUAGCGGGUAGUUGAAGUUUAACGGAUGUUGCACGUAGUGUCGUGCACUGUGCCACUGACGCUCUCUCGGCUGGAACAUAAUAAAGGGAGCUAUUUCUAACACCCCCUCUGCCCUCCCCACUGGACACCAUGAUGAAAAGACAGGAUUACAUUUCCCACUGUUGACUGAGGGUGGAGUUUUUGCUACUAAUGUUGUAACAGAUUAAAGUCUGAAGGUCUGAAGGUCAGAGUUUAAGGAAGGUUUUUCUCUGGAUCUAGCUGUGUGCCGAUAACCCAGGGGCUGCUGGGAUCCAGACUUGUUCCUGCCUCUCUAUGCCCAUAGCGAAGGGGAACUGGGCACCAUUUGUAAAGUCCUAGCUGUGGAUUACUGUCAGCUCUGAGGUUCGAGCUCCACAGGCCAAGGCGGGCCCUCUCCAGCAGACACGGAAACCUCCAGGGGAAUUACGCCCGAAAUGCGACUCGCUGCUGAAGCGGCUUAAUUACCGGAGGCCAUCGCCCGAGCGCUGUUUCUUCUGGGAGAGUUCCGCUCCUACCGUGAGUGCUCCGUCUCCAGCCGCGUCCUUCCAACCAUGCCGAUGUCCCUUUCAUGCGCCGAGAGGAGGAGAAAAAUAUAAAUGUGUUUUUUUCACAUCUGUUUAAAAAAGGUAACAAAAUGAAUAAAACAUUGAGAGACUGAAGGCUGUUUUUCCGCAGUUUGCUGCAGUUGAACCCCCCCACUACCGCUACCUCUUCUCUCUCUCGGCGAGGAGGAUAAGAGAAGAGAACUCUGGUGACCUGACAGCAGCCGCUGCUCCCGAGACCCCGCGCUCCACGUUAGUCUCCACGUUAGUUUUUUUUUGCCGCCUGUCCUGCCCCGCCUGCCCUGGGAUGCCCUGCCGCCCUCGCACCCUCACGGAGCGAUGCCCGUGCCCGAGAUGGCUCUGAGUCCCGCAAAGUCGCUGCGCUGGGAGGUGUUCCCAGGCAUGGCGGUGCCACGCGUGUACUGCGCGUCCGCGCUGGUGGCCGGCCGCCUCUACGUGCUCGGGGGCUGUGGCGAGGGCGGCACGCUGCUGGACUCAGCCGAGGUGCUGGACCUGGAGAGCCAGAGCUGGUGCCGGUUGCCCCCGCUGCCCACCGCCCGUGCCGGGGCCUCGGCCGUGGCCCUGGGGGACCAGCUGGUGGUGUUGGGCGGCAUGGACGCCCAGCAGAACCCGCUGGCAUCAGUGGAGGUCUACCACCCCGACGAGGGAAAGUGGGAGAGGAAGGCUGGACUGGGCCAGGCGUCGAUGGGCAUCGCCGCACUGGAGAGAGACGGUAAGGUGUACGCGCUGGGUGGAAUGGGAGCCGACACCAGCCCUCAGGCUCUCGUGAGGGUCUACGAGCCAGUAAAGAACCAGUGGCUGUCCCUGGCCUCCAUGCCCACGCCUCGCUACGGAGCCGCCUCCUUCCUGCGUGGCAACAAGAUCUACGUGCUUGGUGGGCGUCAGGGAAAGCUGCCGGUGACGGCGUUGGAGGCCUUCGACCUGGAGGUGAAGAGCUGGACGCGGUACCCAUGCAUCCCCAGCCGCAGGGCGUUCUCCAGCUGUGCUGCCACCGAGCGCGCCUUCUUCAGCCUGGGCGGCCUGCAGCAGCCCGGCCCCCACAACUUCUACUCCAGACCCCACUUCGUCUCCACCGUGGAGGAGUACGACACCGAACAGGGUGUCUGGCUGAAGCCCACAUGGGGUUCCCGGAUGAGAGAGAAGAGGGCAGACUUUGUGGCCGGCUGUCUCGGCGGACGUGUGAUCGUCGCCGGGGGGCUAGGCAACCAGCCGUCACCGCUGGAGUCCGUGGAGAGUUACAACCAUGUGAAGAGGAGGUGGGAGGCCCUGGCCCCCCUCCCCACCCCGCGCUGCUCCUGCACUCCCCUUCAGACCCCCAAUAUGCUCUUCCUCAUCGGGGGGGUGUCCCAGGGACCGAGCACUGCAGUGGAAGCCCUCUGUCUGCGAGAGAGCGUCUGACGGCCUCGCUCGCUCACACCCGCGCGGACACCAACACACCCAAUGCUGCGCUCCCUGGGACACGCACCGCACACAGACCAACCCUUAGGGCUCAGGCCUGACCGAACUGGCCGAGGGUCAGCCAGGGGGCUUACAGACUUGCCCUCAUAUAUCAGGUCUGUCCUUUCAACACUGGAGACAAUCUACAGGAGUCUGGACAGUGACGCGCGUCUGCAUGAACUAGCAAUGGACACUGGAAGUCUCGGUUUGACCAGCAAAAAAAAACCCCAAAAACUUUUCCACACACAAAUCUGCAGACAGUCUCAGCAGCACAGACGCCUUUGAACUGUUUGUUUGUUUGUUUUUCAAAAUUAGAGCAGGGUACCUUUCUGGCUAAACUCGAAAGGAACUUAGGGCCAUAUCCACCAGGCUGCAGCCAUGUUCUCCCACAGUAGCACGCUUAGCACUUUUUAUACUACCUUAGCGGUAAAGGCAGAGACGUUGUGGUGAUUUUAGCAUUAUUUUACGUUUUUUUUACAUUUUUUUUUCCCCCAGGAGUGGAGGCGUAUGCCUUGCUGUGGCGUUUUUUUGUAUCUUCACAGCCAUGCAUGUGUGAAAUUGCAAACUGUUAUUUUGAGAGUGAAAGCAGAGAGGAAGAGGAGGAAGAUGAGGGAGAGAAGAGCUCGGCUCGCAGCCGAUGGCCAACACCUACCGCGCGCGUCAGGGCGGCGGGCAGGGAUUAGCCAUCCAGAGUGGCGGCCCGUCUGGGACCGGGUGCUUCCCAGGAGGUGUUAGAGCCCCAUACCGCGUGUUUACGCAUUCCCAGUCGCCACAUUUAGAACGGGCGUCAUGCACUCUAAAUGAGCCGUUGGCAUGACAACUGAUGUUUUUUCGGUGCGCCGAUUAAGGGUGGCUCCGUUUUGUGCAGGCACAGGGCCAACGCGGCGAGCUGGAAUGCCGGCGCAGUGCCGUGUCCAGCCGGUCUGCCCUUGAGAAACGAGUACCGUCCCCGAGGGGCACACCCUGGCGGAUGAUGUCAAGGGAGGACGCCACCAUGCAGCCCAGACCAGAGCGCAGCCCCCUUAGGUGAACUCCCACCAGGCUGCGUGCGCAGCUGCACUGUAUGUGCCUCACAGGUGCCUGCGCCGCUCGGAGUCUCUGCCAGGGAUGAGCUAACACCAACACGAGGUCACCGUGCUCAUUACGGUCCGCCAACAGCAGCUCGUGCUCGUCAGAAAGUUCAGAUGCUAAACGACAGUGUGGGGAUUCGGGGUCAGGGGGUGGGAGAGGGUGCUCCAGGCAUGCACCGCGUGGGUGGGUAGGGCGUAAGGCAGAGGAAACGCUCGCGGUAACACCUGUGGUGUGUCCGUCGCGCUGAUUAUAUCUCGCGCAGGUCUCUGAUGGAUUCCUGAUCUGCCGAUAGCAGCAGGCCUGGUGCCUGUCUCAGUAAUAAGACGUUUAUACAUAUUCAUGUUCUCAUAUUUAGACUGUCUCCAGGGAGUUCUGCUUCCUCUCAGUCAUCUGUGUGUGCGGGUCCACGCGCGGAAGGGGUGACGGUCUCACAUUCACCCAUUUGAUUGACGCCCGCACUGCCCAUGAGUGCACACGCACGCACACACACGCACACACAUGCAGUCACACACUCACACGCGACAUGCCUUGUUUGUUUAGUUUUACACCUCCCUAAUGAUACGACUGUGAUACUCCACUGGCUGCGAGCAAUCUCUCGCAGCACGGCACGGCAGACACACUGGUUGAUGACGAAUGGACAGGGUAGGGGAGGGGAAGCGUCAUGGCCGCCAGCAGCCGCAAGAGAGGGGAGGGAGGGGAGGCCUCGCCCACACGUGCCUCUCCGACAGGGCCGCGGCCCCCGUAAAAAGGACUGCUCAUUUUCGCCGUCCCGCUGCACGAGCGCUUCUCGCACCGUGGCUAAAAGACAAGAACUAGGCUGUGACGGCGUGGAACAGCCUUUGGGCUUGGCAGGAACGCACACGGUGCGAGUAAAAUAACCGAGAUGACGCAGAGAGAAAUAUACCUCUUUUUAUAUACAUAGGGGACAGACACAAUUCAUCAUCAGUGCAAAGCACUGCAGUGCACUAUUGUCAACACACAUAUAUACUACAGUCACAGCUAAGAGAGCCAAGACCAGGCCGGUUCUUUUAAUCUGCCAAGAGUUUGUUCUUAGAACAAGCAUUUUAAAGAAAGGAGGUACAGCAUAUCCAGAGUAGGAGCAAUAUGACCUACUUUCUGAGCUUCAGGUCUUAGAGAACCAGAGAAUUUCCAGACUGAAAUGAAAUUGGCAUCUCAUACGUGUUUUCAUCAUUUGAUUUUUCUAGAUCACUGCAAAGAUUGACUUCUAUGCCCCUGCCUUGUUUGUGCAUCUGUGAAUUUCUAAAGAGGAACAGAGAGUGUAAAGAUCACAUAGACCUUCAGUUGCAAUUGUAUUGCUGUGAUUUUGGUCAUGUUUCUCUAUGUCAUGGAUAUUUCCUGGUGGUGAACCCCUAGUCUGGAUCAGUGAUUUAACCCAGUUUUUCCCAGUGCUUUGUGUUCCGUUGGUCUCCCUGUUGCUUUUGUUCAUCUAUGAGGUAACCGGUUGUCACGGUCCGUGGCGCUGGCUCUGUCCCUUUUUUUCUGUGACGCUGUGUUUUGACGUUUGUAAUUGGUGUGCAGUUGCAGAUGGUACGAGCUGGCGGCCACCAACGGGCUCCAGGACGCAGUGCUGAUGCUAUGUUCCAGAGCACGGCUAAGUCUGUGCCUUCUACUCUACAAACCUGCCAAAGAAGAGCUCAGUUAAAGAGCAACCACACACACACAAAAGACGCGCUGUAUAAACCAGAGUGCAGCAGACACGCUUAAGACCCAUUUCAGUCCUCAGCAGAAGUUGCGAAUGAGAGGGUAUAGAAAACAUACCACCCCUAUAUCACAGCACAGAGCAGUUUUCUGUCUCCGCAUUUGUGCCUGUGACAGGGUUUUGCCAUGUUCACGCCUCUCACAUCAAAAAUACUGUUGGAAGGCCACUUUACUUAACAGAGGCGCGUGAAGAUGAUGAGCAGAGACAGCCUGCUUGGCCGUAGCCAGCUGCUGGGAGCCAGCAGUGGCCCGUAAUGUUGCACUGUUCCUAUUAACACCUCAAGAAAUGUUAGACCUGUAGGAGGCCUCCAUCCGCCCUGCACUGAGUGAACCUGGGCGGAACAGACCUAAUAAUAGAAAUGAGUUCUUCUGAUGGCUUUUUCUGUCACGAAUUCUGAAAAUGAACAAAGACUGAUGGUGAGGAGCACUAAUCUCCCUGUUCAGGCCAGUGUCAUAUUGCCACGGUAGCAUGCUCACACUCCUCCGACAAUCAGUUUACAACGCUUUUUAAAUGAGCCACUCAAAACUUGUGUCACCCGUGGCUGUUUUGAAACCACAGAAAUUCUUAAGACAGAGAUAUUGUUUUUGUAGUUGUUCAGAAAAAAACAAAAUGUUAUGGCCUCUCUCUACUGGAGCGAUUCAUGGAGGCCAUCACUGUGGGUCUGUGGCCAUUCACGGCAGGGUUGAGGUCACUGCAGUGUACGAGCACACCAACCACAUUCCCAUUAAAAGCACGCGGAGAAGCUGCAAAAGCCUGGCGUGGCUUCAUAAUGAUCAAGUUUAUUAUGAUGUCACAAAAAAUAAUGCCAUGAUGUCAUAGCAAUGUCAUGAGAGUCAGAAUUUAGCUUGAAGGGUAAGAUUGUGUGGCAAAUGUACACUGUAGAGAACUGCCCUAGUGUUGAAUAUUCCUCUUACAGACUGCAUGGCCUACUGCAGGUUAUUUAUGGAGUAUUGUUACCAUUCUAAAGGAUAGGAGAAGGUAAAAAGCAGGAGUGUGUGAGUAAGUCCGCAAUAGUACUGCAGAAUGUGUCCCUAAUGCUGCAGUAACAAAACUGCACCAAAUAAGCCCCCUUUGCUCUUAAGUGCAGAUUCUAAGAGCAUAUGACACGGAACCCUUCACUCAGACUGGCAUGGUUGCUGACAGUGCUCUGGGACAAACACAGGCUCACGCAGACUCGUGCCAGCUGCUCCGGUCCAGUAGUUCAGUGCCUAUAUAUGUGAGGUAGUGCCUCUGAUUAUGACUUCUCGAAUAAAUAAUUUGAGCAUCGCUGUCCACA
Molecule: messenger RNA, 6197 nt
Organism: Electrophorus electricus (electric eel)
Lineage: Eukaryota; Metazoa; Chordata; Actinopteri; Gymnotiformes; Gymnotidae
Gene: klhdc8b
Product: kelch domain containing 8B
Biological process (GO): mitotic cytokinetic process; mitotic nuclear division; nuclear chromosome segregation
Cellular component (GO): cellularization cleavage furrow; intercellular bridge; midbody
Molecular function (GO): protein binding
Source: RefSeq, a predicted model, not a curated record